Molecule: messenger RNA, 2404 nt
Organism: Cucurbitaria berberidis CBS 394.84
Lineage: Eukaryota; Fungi; Ascomycota; Dothideomycetes; Pleosporales; Cucurbitariaceae
Product: nitrate transporter-like protein
Exons: 5
Coding region: 460-1983 (507 amino acids)
Biological process (GO): nitrite transport; nitrate transmembrane transport
Cellular component (GO): membrane
Molecular function (GO): nitrate transmembrane transporter activity; nitrite transmembrane transporter activity
Source: RefSeq, a predicted model, not a curated record
CAUGUUGACCCGCCCCUUUCACACCUCACGCUGACAAUAAUGCUCUACCAUUUGCUGCGACAGCCUGUGGAGACGAGCCCGACGCCACGGCGCUGAUCGGAGGCGCAUUACUUUUGUGGUCGGUAGAGUCCCUUCUCCGCUGCCCUGACUGGGGAUGUGCUGCACGCCAACAUAGAUAACGAAAACGCCAACAGUGCCCAAUCCAGGCCGGAGAACUCUGAUCUCACUUGGUCUGGGGAACCACCCGCGGUCUAUCCUUGUCGCAGCCUAGUCGUGAAUCACUGUGCUAUACCGCGGAAGUACCGUUUAUGGGCUUUGUGAAGCAAUCUAUAUAACCUUUGGUUCCGUAUCCAGUCGGAUAGUCAGCAACCAAUCUCUCCUCCUCUGUCGCUGCGCUGCUCUACAAGACACCCUUGUAUUCUACAGAAAGUCUGCAGCAACUCCUGCCGGAUUUCCAAGAUGGGCUUCUCGUUCAACAUGCUCUGGUCUGCACCAGAAAUCAACCCUUACAAUAAGAAGGCGAAGUCGAUCCCCGUCUUCAACCCCGUCAACAAGUAUGGACGGGUGUUCUUCUUCUCGUACCUGGGCUUCUUCAUCGCGUUCUGGUCAUGGUACGCGUUCCCGCCUCUGCUAAGCAAGAGCAUCAAGGCCGAUAUGCAUCUUUCCCAGAAUCAGAUUGCCAACUCCAACAUCAUUGCUCUCACUGCGACACUGCUGGUUCGCUUCAUCGCUGGUCCAAUGUGCGAUCACUUCGGGCCACGCAAGACUUUUGCGGCUCUCCUCUUCAUGGGUGCUAUUCCAACUGCUAUGGCUGGCACUGCAAAGAAUGCCAUGGGGCUAUACUUUAUUCGAUUCUUCGUCGGUAUCCUCGGUGGUACAUUUGUUCCCUGCCAGGUCUGGACAACCGGAUUUUACGACAAGAAUAUCGUCGGCACCGCUAAUGCCUUAGUCGGUGGUUGGGGUAACUCUGGAGGCGGUAUUACCUACUUCGUCAUGCCUGCCAUCUACGACUCUUUGAAGAAAGAUCAAGGUUUGACCUCGCAUGUCGCCUGGCGGGUCUCGUUCAUCGUUCCGUUCAUCCUCAUCACUGCUGUCGCGACGGGAUUGCUCCUUCUUACCGACGAUACCCCCACUGGCCAUUGGUCGGACCGCGCUGCUGCCGUCCCUGUCGGUCACCAUUCUCAUGCGGCAGUCGUCUCUACUUCAGGAGGUCUUGCUGAUAAGCCUACAAACACAACUGCUACGUCACUCUCAUCACACGACGAGAAGAAGCGAGCCAGCUCUCCCACGGAUGUCGAGACCGCUUCCGGCGACGUCCAGAUCAUCGACGAGUUCCAGCACGAAGUCAUCGUCAAGCCAACGCCCAAGGAAGCCCUGAAGGUCAUGUUUUCGCUCCAAACGCUUAUGCUCUGCGCUGGAUACGUCUGCUCCUUCGGUGGUGAACUCGCCAUCAACUCCAUCCUCGGCGCCUACUAUCUCAAGAACUUUCCCCACCUCGGUCAAACAACGUCCGGUCGAUGGGCAGCCAUGUUCGGCCUCCUCAACGUCAUUACUCGUCCGCUCGGUGGCUUCAUCGGCGACCUGAUCUACAAGUGGACCAACCACAACCUAUGGGCAAAGAAGUUCUGGAUUCACUUCGUUGGUGUAAUGUCUGGCAUCUUCCUCAUCGUCAUCGGCAAGCUCGAUCCUCAUAACCUCCAUGAGAUGAUUGGCCUCAUUGCCGUUAUGGCUAUCUUCCUUGAGGCCGGCAAUGGCGCCAAUUUUGCGCUUGUCCCUCAUAUCCACCCCCAUGCUAAUGGUAUACUCUCCGGUCUCGUCGGCGCUGCUGGCAACCUCGGCGGUAUCAUCUUUGCCAUAAUCUUCCGCUACAACAAGACCAACUAUGCCCACGCUUUCUGGAUCAUAGGUAUAAUAAUCAUUGUCCUCAACACGGCUUUCAUGUGGGUCAAGCCUCUGCCCAAGGGUCAGAUCGGCGGUCGUUAGCAUAUCUUCUAUUCUAAGGCAGCGUUCAGUCUCCACUGAUGGUUCAGGGUACAUAUUUCGUACUCUUCAGGCUUUUUUGUUUAUUAUACCCAUGAAUGUCUACUUCGCAACGAUUUCACAAAGUGGCCUCACGUGGUGUAUUGAUUAAUGACUUUACAAUUGACUAUAACAUCCGGGAGCUGUCAGCGCAUCGUACUAACCUUUUCGCAUAGCUGAAGAAGAGCCGGACAAUAUGCUAGACUAGACAGACAUGUCUUUCUGGGGGUACUGAGGUGCCCGCAAACCGCACCGCUCAGCACCACAAUUCCACCCAAAUACGGCGGUAAUAAAACAACACAACUAAGGACGAGGAGAAGGAUUUCGGAUCGUAUCAGCCGCGCGACAGGCUGUCACCCAGCCCACCUUUUGUGGUCCAGACCCA